UGUUGAGGUACCUGUAAUGGAGAAAGCACCUCCUGGAGCCAUCCUCUUGCUGAUGCUCUUCGCCCAUUCAUGUGCCGUAGCUCUGAAUGCGACGAACGACCCUGGAGCAGAUGAAUUCCACGUCGGGGUGAUCCUGGACCUGGGAUCGUUAGUUGGCAAGGAAGCAAGGACCAGCAUCUCAAUGGCUGUGGAGGACUUCUAUGCAUCGCAUAAAAACUACAGAACAAGGUUGGUUCUCCAUGUCAGGGAUUCCAGGGGUAACAACUUCCAGGCUGCAUCAGCAGCUCUUGACCUUCUCAACAAUUACAAUGUGAAAGCUAUCAUUGGCCCUCAGAAAUCUUCAGAAGCAUUUUUCAUGACAGAUAUUGCAAAUAUAAGUGAAGUACCUGUCAUAUCCUUCACCACAACAAGUCCAUCCCUUACUUCUGACAAUAAUCCAUAUUUUUUGCGUGCAACAAUAAAUGACUCCACGCAAGUGAAUAGCAUUGCCUCUCUAAUCAAGUACUAUGGAUGGAGAGAGGUGGUUCCGAUCUACAUAGACACUGAUUAUGGCAGAAGUAUUAUACCGGACCUUCUUGAAGCACUCCAAGGUAACGAUGCCCGUGUUCCUUAUCAGAGUAUAAUCCCUCAGUCAGCAACAAGUGAGCAAAUCACCCAGGAACUAUACAAGUUGAUGACAAUGCAAACGAGGGUCUUUAUUGUACAUAUGACCUCUCCCAUGGCCUCUGUUCUCUUCACAAAGGCAAAAGAGGUAGGGAUGAUGGAUAAAGGAUAUGUAUGGAUCGUAACAUUUGGAGUGGCCAGUUUAAUUGGAUCACUAAACCCAUCAGUUUUGGAAGCUAUGAAUGGUGCCCUGGGUGUAGGGGUCUAUGUUCCUAAAUCAACAGAACUUGACAACUUCACUGUAAGAUGGAAUACAAGAUUCCGAAUGGACAACCCAAAUGAUCCACUGUUGAAACUAAGUAUAUUUGGCCUAUGGGGCUAUGAUACAAUCUGGGCAGUAGCACAAGCAGUAGAAAAGGCCAAGUCUACAAAAGACACAGUCCAGAUACAGCAUAUGACAAACAGCAUGACAAGCUUGAAAGUCCCCAAAGAAACUGAAAAUGGCCUCAAGUUCCUCAAUGCAAUUUUGCAGUAUAAAUUUAGGGGUUUGAGUGGUUACUUUGACCUUUCUGGCAGGCAAUUGCAGCCUUCCACAUUUCAAAUAAUAAAUAUAGUUGGGAAAGGAUGGAGAGAUGUUGGGUUUUGGACUGCACAAGAUGGAUUUUCACAGCGAUUAACCAGACCAAGAUCAAAUGGGACAUAUUUAAGUACAAAGCCUGACCUAAACCCUGUGAUUUGGCCAGGAGAAUCUACAAAUAUACCUAGGGGCUGGGAAAUUCCAACGAGUGGAAAGAAGCUUCAGGUUGGUGUAUGCACAAGUGAUGGAUACCCAGAGUAUAUAUACGCUGAGAAGGAUCCUCUUAUCGUGGGUAUGACUAAAGCAAGUGGCCUUGCAAUUGAAGUGUUUGAAGAGACAGUAAAGAGGCUUCCUUAUGCACUCCCUUAUGAAUAUGUAUUCUACAACACUACAGAGAAUAUAAGUUCGAGCUAUGAUGAUUUUGUGUACCAAGUUUAUCUCAAGAAAUAUGAUAUAGCGGUUGCAGACAUAACAAUCACAUACAAAAGAUCUUCGUAUGCCGACUUCAGUCUGCCAUACACAGAAUCAGGCGUAGCAAUGGUUGUUCCAGUCAGAAAAAGAAUAAACACGACGACAUGGAUUUUCUUGAAGCCACUAACAUUUGGAAUGUGGUCUGCGAGCAUCAUACUCUUUAUCUACACAGGGGUUGUUGUAUGGCUGCUGGAGUUUCUUGGUAACAACAAGGCUGUUCGUGGCCCAAUUCCCAAACAGAUGGUUAUGAUAUAUUUUUCCCUGUUUGUAAAGAAGGAGAUGGUGGAACGCCUUCUGUCCCGGAUAGUGUUGAUCAUAUGGUUAUUUUUUCUUCUGGUACUAACAUCAAGUUACACAGCAAGUUUGACAUCAAUGCUAACUGUACAACAGCUUCAGCCAACUGUAACCGAUGUACAUGAACUCCUAAAAAAUGGAGAAUAUGUAGGUUAUCAGGGUGGUUCCUACGUCAAGGAUCUUUUAGAUGAACUUGGUUUUGACAAAUCGAAGAUCAGGCAAUAUGAUAGCACUGACGGUUUUCGAGAUGCACUUUCUAGGGGAAGCAGCAAUGGUGGUAUUUCCGCCGUUGUGGACGAAAUCCCAUACAUCAAACUAUUUCUUGCAAAGCACUGUGAGGGGUACACAAUGGUUGGACCAAUUUAUAAGACAGCAGGCUUUGGAUUUGCAUUCCAAAAGGAAUCCCCUCUACGUGGUGACAUCUCGAAGGCAAUCCUCAAUAUAACUGGGGGAGACACUAUCAUUCAGAUAGAGAAUAAAUGGAUUGGAGAUCAAAAUAAGUGCCGAAAUGUGGGUCCUGUCACUAUUUCGGGUAGUCUAACCUUUGAAAGUUUUAAGGGUCUCUUCAUUCUUACUGGAAUUGCCUCAACUUCUUCGCUUUUGAUCGCUCUGGUUAUUUAUUUCUACAAAAACAAGCAAGUUCAAUCUGGAAUUGGAGAUGCAGAGCAAGAUUUUCCACAAGAAUUUAAAGCAGACACAAUUGAGGAAGAGAAGGAACAAGAAGAAACUGGAGCAAAAGGGAAACAAAACAUGAAUCUGCAAAACAGCACGGUUAAGCGCAGUGCAUCUAUUGUCAUUCAUAGGGGCGAGAGAGCUACUGGAGCACGAGUAGUACCAAUCUCAGGUUCGGCUCGAUUUUAGCACAGCGGAAUUCUUAAUAAACGCAGGAAAACUCAUACAUCCGGAAUAGUUUAUCGAUUGGUGAGGUGGCUUGACGGAAAAUGGGCGAUUGCUUUCAUCGUUUAAAGGUUCAUCUAAUGAAGUUCAGCUAAGAUUGCUUUUGUCCCCUUAAACAUUUUGCAUAGUAUCUCAAAGCUUAGGUCUUACAAUAUUAUACAAACAUCAGGAGGCUCUCCUCUGGUGGAAAUUUCCUUUUCCUUUUCAGAUUAAAAUAGCUUGGUGUGCUAAAUUGUACCCCAUGUUCCAGAGACAGGACAAAUAAAACCAUUUGAUUUGGCA
This is a messenger RNA of Oryza sativa Japonica Group (Japanese rice), 3124 nucleotides long. RefSeq names its product glutamate receptor 2.8. Gene Ontology annotation, molecular function: ligand-gated monoatomic ion channel activity; G protein-coupled receptor activity. Gene Ontology annotation, cellular component: plasma membrane. The record is from RefSeq and is a predicted model, not a curated record. Gene Ontology annotation, biological process: G protein-coupled receptor signaling pathway. Lineage: Eukaryota; Viridiplantae; Streptophyta; Magnoliopsida; Poales; Poaceae.